CUUUGUAAAUAAAAGGAAACCUUUUGGCCACCGGGCUAAAUGGUAAAGGAGAGCGGUUGUGUAGGUGAACACGGUACGUGCAAGAUCCAUUUACUCUCAAACACGAAUGCUCACACAAAAACGAAUGCAUCGGGACAGCAUGGAAUAAAAAGUCACCGAAAGUUUAAAGAAAACUGUUCGAAAAUAUGAAGGAGAUUUUUUCGGAAAGAUGCAUUUAUGGUAACGCUCGAUCAUGAUAACCAUCGGAUACUGAAACGGUUUGCAAAAAGUCGACGGUUCGAGGUGGCACCUGGAUUCAACUUCAGAUACUCAACAAAACAUUUUUUUGCAUGGAUCCUACACCUUUUGAAAGGUUUCUGAAUGAUUUUGUUACGCCCAUCACGCCCUGUCCCCGUUAUAUAUGACAUAGAAGAGAGUCGGAUUAUUAUGUAACCGUCUACCUUGCUAUCACUACAAAUGCACGGAUAUAUCCGCAAAUGCAGAACCAGUCGUUCUGUUCACUUAACAUUAUUUGCGUCUAAUCCUCGCACUUGAUGACGUCAUUGAUGAACAAUGGCUACGAACACUGGGCCACUAAGAUCCUAUUUAUCCGGUCUUAUAUUUGGAACUGUUUUAUUUGGGAUGUGCUACUCCAUUUCCAGCUAUGCUGCUUACUUGAUAGAACAAUCAGCAUCAUCAGUUGCAUCCGGGAACUUAAGGCGAAGCGCUUUGUAUGACGGCCAUCUUGGAAGUCAACAUGAUCGUAAUAAUUCCGCAGGCGCUCAAGAACAUUUUCCUCAGAAGGACGUAACAAUGAUGCGAUGUCCGCAGGAGCUAGACUCGACAAUCGACCCAGGCAUUCUUGCCAAGCUAGAUUGCAGAAAGCGGCUUCCGCAGGUCAUUGGGAUCGGAGUCGAGAAGUGCGGGACCGGGGCCAUGGCGUUCUUCCUGACGAGCCAUCCGUCUAUCGCCCAUUCCACACCCCAGGAAAUUUAUUUUUGGAACAAGCACAGGGACAAGGAUCUCGAAUGGUACCGAGACCAGAUGCCGGUCUCUACCAAAUACCAGGUGACCAUUGAGAAAACACCGUCCUAUAUUUUUGAAAAGGAUGCACCGGAGCGGAUCAAGGCUUCGAUGCCCGACACCAAAUUCAUGUUGCUUAUCCGGGAUCCGAUUGUCCGAGCUGUGUCGGAUUAUCUCCAUCUCCAGAGUUUGGGACUUCCGGAGUUAUUGAGUCCGCGGAUAGUCCCACCCGGUUACGAUCCGCUAAGUUAUCUCAAUACGACCUUUGAAGGAUCCGUCAUCAAACCGAACGGUGAAGUGAAUACAGAUAACGGGAUCUUGGCGCACAGUGCAUACGUGCUUUACCUAAGGAGAUGGAUGAAACUGUUUCCUCGGGAGCAGUUCCUCAUUCUAGACGGCGAUGAAUUUGCUAAGAAUCCCCUUCCAGGAUUGAAACAGGUCGAGUCCUUCUUGGGUAUCCCACACUACUUAAACGAAAAGUUCAUCUACUUUGACGAACAGAAGGGUUUCUACUGCAAGGCCAUGCUUCGUGGUCGGGGAACGAUAUGCGCCGGAGCAACCAAAGGGAGACCCCACCCACCUGUUGACGAUGACGUCAUCAGAAAGCUCCGAAGUUACUUCCGGCCCUACAACACCCAGCUCGAAGAUUUGUUGGGCCAGCGCUUCUCAUGGAGUUAGGUAUAGAAUAGCCUUGACAAGGCAUCGCGGCGACAAUCCUCGUCAGUUCAUGGCUGA
Lytechinus variegatus (green sea urchin) is the source of this 1737-nucleotide messenger RNA. RefSeq names its product heparan sulfate glucosamine 3-O-sulfotransferase 1-like. The transcript is spliced from 3 exons. NCBI's taxonomy places the organism in Eukaryota, Metazoa, Echinodermata, Echinoidea, Temnopleuroida, Toxopneustidae. Gene Ontology annotation, molecular function: [heparan sulfate]-glucosamine 3-sulfotransferase activity. The record is from RefSeq and is a predicted model, not a curated record. Bases 553 to 1680 code for a protein of 375 amino acids.